Molecule: messenger RNA, 5650 nt
Organism: Anopheles funestus (African malaria mosquito)
Lineage: Eukaryota; Metazoa; Arthropoda; Insecta; Diptera; Culicidae
Exons: 6
Coding region: 631-5166 (1511 amino acids)
Biological process (GO): regulation of transcription by RNA polymerase II
Molecular function (GO): RNA polymerase II cis-regulatory region sequence-specific DNA binding; DNA-binding transcription factor activity, RNA polymerase II-specific
Source: RefSeq, a predicted model, not a curated record
UCUAAAACGACCGUAUACGCGCUCUGUCCACAUUGUGCGCAUAGUGCAUUCAUCCCCAGCGUAUGGGAAAAAGUGGGAGGAGCGAAGCGUAGUGUAGGCCGGUUUAUGGAUAAAAAAGGGGCAGAGCGGCAGAAGAAAGGGACCAUCCGAUGACCCGCGUUCAUUCGUGAACACAAUUCACUACACACUGAACAAAAUUGGCACCGUAGCUUGAAUUUCGUGGUCAAUUUGAAAUUAGAACUUGAUGGCAAUAGAUUACCUUUCCACGGGGCAUACAGUUUACGGUGAAUAAUUAAGCGAUAAGCCGCAUAAUCUCAGUUUUCGAGCAAAGUAUGGAUUAAAACGACUGGUCUUUUGCCACCAACAACGAUUUCUGCUAACUUUCAAACGGAUUAAAUCGGUGUUGUGUACACGGUGUGCGUUCGUUUGUGCUUCUUCUAACCGCGGUGCAGUGAGCGUGAUGAUGAGUUGAAAUAAAGUUCCUUACAGGGCAAAUUGUUUGUGUGGUUUGUGUCGUGCUAAGAGAGCGCAAGUUGUGUUGUGGUGUGAAAUAUGGUUUGAAUUGUAAGGCGUGCAAGCAAAACAAAAAAAAAAUAAGCAGUUUAAAGUUUCGAAAAGUUAACCGCCAAUAUGAUAGACAUAAGUAUGUACGGAAAUCAUUCAUCGCACACCAGUGGUUUUCAGAACAGUGAUCUUGGGGCUGGAGGGUACCCUUACUUUACAGCGGGUCACCAUCAUCAUCACCAUUAUCAUCAACACCAAAGGCAACCCAAUGUCCAACCGCAUCAGCACACCAACGCUGCUAAUGUGGGCAAUACGACACCUGUGAACAAUGCCACCAGUAACACCGCAGUGACCUCCAACAGCAGCACCAGCAACAGUUCUAAUCCGCCCACGGCCAAUGUCCAUCAGACUUCCACCUAUGCUCACACAUCUCACCUAUACAGUCCGUCCGCGAUCGAAUACGGCAUCACUACCUCUAGCUCUCCGACGACCGAUUUAUACUUUGAAGGCGAUAGUCAGGGCGCUAUUUAUUACGGCCCGGGACAACCGACCCCGACGGCACCGUUUCCGGAAAAUCGUAUCAUUAGCGCGGAUAAUGGUUUAAGCUACACUAACCUAGAUUAUGCGAUGUAUCACCAAACGCAGGAUUGCGCCGAUCCUAAUUAUUUGGCGCAUCAUCACGAUUCCAAAUUGCAUCUCCAUCGCUAUGGAGCCUUUGCUGGAGCUAUAGCGGACGAUGCUGCUACGGUUGCCGGUGAUCACAAUCACCAUAACCAUCUUCACCAACAUCCGCAUAUGUCGCAUCCGCACAACCCCACCUCGCCUAGUGGUGUGAACGGUGGUGGUGGUGGUGGUGGUGGUACCGGUUGGGGGCAAUUAUACGCCGACACGAUUGCCCAGCCGCAUCAACAUCUCCAACAGUCCCACAGCCAGCACUCGGUAGCACAGUGCAGCCCGAAUGUUGCUACAUCCGCAACAAUGAUUGACUCGCCGCAGGUACUGCUAAACGCGAGUACAUCCGACGAUGGUGACAGUAAUGGUGCUGUAGGUAACAAUUUUUCCCACCAUCACCACCACCAGCAGCAGCAGCAGCACCAUCAUCAUCAUCACCCUCAUCCUCAUCAUCAUCACCAUCAUCAUGCUGCAGCAAUGCAGCAGAAUAUGCAUACUCAACAGCAGCAACAGCAUCCGGCGAAUCAGCAAUCGCAACAGCAUCAGCAGCUGCAACAGCAACAACACGCUCACCAGCAACAAAACCAACAGAACGCACCCACUUACAAGUGGAUGCAAGUUAAACGAAACGUGCCAAAGCCUCCAAUGACCAAGCCUGUACAAUUAGCAACUUCACCGGAAUAUCAUAUUCCUGCCCAUGUGCUCGAUCCACUACGAGUUCCUAACCAUACGACUGUUGCUCCCAGUACUGUUUCACCGCAUCAGACUAGUUUUUUGAUGAACAAUAACAGUACAGGCCGCACGAAUUUCACCAACAAGCAGUUAACGGAGCUGGAAAAGGAAUUUCACUUCAACAAAUAUCUGACGCGGGCAAGACGAAUAGAAAUUGCAAAUGCUUUACAUCUGAACGAAACACAAGUGAAAAUCUGGUUCCAGAACCGACGGAUGAAGCAAAAGAAGCGCGUAAAGGAAGGUCUGGUGCCGCCGGAAGUACAGAGCCAAUCUCCUAAACACUCCUCUUCCAUGAUUAACACCAACGAUUCCUCAUCGGCCAGCUCGACGACAGCAUCGACUACGGCGGUGGCAACUGCUUCCGGUACCUCCAACACUUCAACCUUAAAUGAAAGCAAUGAAAACAGUCGUGAAUCCACUACUAUUGCGUCGUACUACGGCUCGAAAAUGGUGCAUUUCUGCAAACUGUGCCAGCUGCUGCACAAAAACAUGGACUUUAUCCAGUGUGAUGAUUCCAAUGUUUGGCUGCUAGAAACAGUGUUUUCGGUUAAGAUAACGCCGCUCGAUGGACGAGUCGAACCAAUCUGCCGGAAAUGCAUUCGCAAGUACAACAAAGUUAUGAAGGAUCUCAAAAAAUCCAACGGAGGUUUCCCGGUUUCGCGUCAAACGUUCAUCGAACAUAACAAACUUCACAAUGGAGAUGCGGAGUCACUGUUUCAGUUCUCCAAUACCGAUCAGCCGGCAUCGCUCUCGAGCUCACAAAGUCGAUCGUUAGAACAACAUCCAUACCUGAUGGAUGAUGAAAGUAAGGAACUUAUGUUUACGGGACAGGUGUCGGAUAAAACGAACGGAAGCCAAAAUGGCAUGACACUGAACCUUAGCGGCGAGGCAGCAACGGUCUAUCGUAUAACAAUGGGCGAUACACAGGAAUCCUCUGAUGAGGACAGUUCCGAUGGGAAAAGCAGCAUAGCCGAUGAGGACGAGAGCUCCGAAGAUUCUAGCGAGGACGACGAAGACGAUGACGAUGACUGUUGCAGCGAUGACACGGAUGAUUCUAGCUCUAGCUGCAGCAGUACGAGCAGUACCGGCGAAAGUUCGUCCGAAACGGGGGCCAGUCUGCGGCUGGAAGAUCACAUCGACCGAGGUUCGGAGGAGUCUGCCGUUUUGUACAGCGCAUACAUGGACGCACCCAUGAUGCAAAAUCUUCCCGAAGGCAGUCUGUUGCAGGGGGUUGGGGAUGAUGACGUUGUUGCCGAAGGGGUUCGAAUCUUUCCAGACAAAUCACUGAUGAACGAUGUGUUGGAACCGCUGCAGCUGGACGAACCGUUGGCGAAAAUCGAAGAGAGUGCCGAAUUAACAAAACAGUUACAGUGUGAGGAACAUCACAAGCAACAGCUGCAAGAGCACGAUCCACAGGCACAAGAUCAGCAGCAGCAGCAGCAGCAGCAGCAGCAGCAGCAGCAGCAGCAACAGCAGCAGCAGCAGCAACAGCAGCAGCAAGACCAAGCACUACAGCAAGACGAACAACAGCAGCAACAAACACACGAUGGAUCAGGCGAAAGUGAAGAAGCUCCGAAAAAGUCACGAAAGCGCAAGAAACGAAACAAUGGCUCGACGGUGCAAACGAAAAACUACGUGUGCCUCGUAUGCCAAAAACGAUUCUCGAAGGCAAUCUAUCUGAAGGUGCACACACGUACGCAUACGGGAGAAAAACCGUACGCGUGCGACAUUUGCUUCAAGAGCUUCACGCAGGCGUCUAGCUUGAACACGCAUAAACGGCUGCAUUUCAACGUAAAACCGUUUGUGUGUGAAAUUUGCAACCAGCAAUAUACAAGUGCCGGAAACUAUAAAGUACAUCUGCGCACGCACACGCAGGAAAAACCGUACGCUUGCAGUUACUGUGACAAACGGUUUAGCCAACAUUCGAGCAAGAAGAUGCACGAACGUGUACACAGUCAGGAAAAGCCGUACCCUUGCCAGGUGUGUUUGAAAGCGUUCAGUAACGUGAGUAACCUCACGGUGCAUAUGCGCAUCCAUCAGGGUUUGAAGCCGUACAAGUGCGACAAAUGCGAUAAAAGUUUCGCCCAGUCGCAAACGCUCAAGACGCACUACAUCUCAGCCCACACGGACGUACGGCCAUUUCAGUGUGAUCGUUGCCCGAAGUCGUACGCAACGCUGUCGAAUUUAAACAAUCACAAACAUACGCACCUGGAGGAGAAACCGUUCGGUUGCGAGGAGUGCGGGAAGCGAUUUACGCAGAAGUCUUCGCUUAAAACUCACGCCCUUUCGCACAACACCGAACGGCCCUUCCCUUGCGAGGAGUGCACGAAGUCGUUCAACACGCAGGCCAUGUUGAAUACGCACCGGAGAAAUAUGCACUGCACCGAGCGACCGUACGCAUGCACCAAGUGCAAUAAAUCGUACGCACAGGAAACGAGACUCCGGCAGCACAUGUUAAGCCACGCAGACGUGAAGCCUCAUCCGUGUCAGGAAUGCAGCAAAACGUUCACCACUGCUACCAAUCUGCGCAUACACCAGCGUGUCCAUUCUGGUGAAAAGCCAUACCCAUGUCCAACAUGUGGUAAAUGUUUCUCGCAACGGUCAUCGUUGCGAACACAUGAAAUACUGCAUCUGCCACCGGAAUUGCGACCGGAUCCACCGGUAGCAGUCGACGUGGGACGUGGGCGAAAAAGGCGCAAGAAAAAGUUCGAAUGCAGUCAGUGCGGGAAAGGUUUCACGAUACGCGGCCGCUAUCACAAUCACAUGAAACAGGUACACCAAAGAGAUGUGCACGAUGAGGAGGACAUCGAUGGUAAGUUUAUGAGUGUGGAUGCGUCCGACGAUAGUGACCGAGGCGGUAAAGCCGUUACGUUUGAGGAGCAUAGUGUAGCAGCAACUGGACGUAAGCAACAUAAUUUAACAUCAGCCAACACCAGUAUUUGCAAUAAUCGUUCAGGCAGGGAUCCGGGCCAGCAACGGUCUGGCGAUGAGGAUGAGGAAGAGGAGGAAGAGGACGAGGAUGGAACUCACGAAGAUGAUGAAGAUUACGAUGAUGACGAAGAGAUGGAUGAUGAGCAUCGUGAUAAUGACGAUGAAGACGAAGAAAAUGAUAAUGAGGACGACAUGGAAGAGGACGAGGAGGAGGAGGAGGAGGAGCAGGAAGAAGAGGAUGACGAGCAGGAGCAUUUGAACAAUGCCGGCGUUCCGUUGCAGGAACAGCAGUUCCAUUAUGGGCAAAUACUUUCCGAGCAAAACUAGUACGGCCAAUUGCCUAUUCCCAGUAUCGCUAGUGUGGCGAUCAGUUCGUCCAGCUGAUGAUAUGCACUGAUCGGCUUGUCGAAUAGUUAGUGUGCUUUAUGUUAGCCGAACAGGGACCCUGAUCUCCUUAGUAAUCCAAAAAAAAACAAGCUGUUCAAUCAUUCAAGUAACGUAACACAAGAUCAAAUACUCGUAAAGUGUAACCUUAGCUUAACUUCCGUGGCUGGCAGCAACAAAAGGAAGCCGAUGCAAUAUGGUCUGAUCAUCAUUGUUAGAUCGUGAUGUGCAAUUUCUUUUAUCUUCCGUUCCCUGAUUUCCUUGGCCAAGCUUCGAAAAAGUGGCGUAUAUAUGUGUUACGGGGCGUGUGCUACGUUUCGAAACAGCACAAUCCCGGGAACGACGCUCGUGCGUUUGUAUUUAUUAUGAACAGUUUUAUUUUAUAUGAGAUGAUAUUCUAGAAACAUAUACCCCAACUAAACAACGA